Messenger RNA from Ectocarpus siliculosus, 477 nucleotides. Lineage: Eukaryota; Phaeophyceae; Ectocarpales; Ectocarpaceae. The record is from the annotation of a GenBank genome assembly.
AUGAACUUCAACGGAUUCCAAAGCAUGGGCGACGUGGGUGGCCUGCUCGCCCUGGAGGGCAGCGGCAACACCAAGCGCAAGCCGGUGGAGCUGGCGAGGGCUCUCGAGCUCCAAGCGAACGCUUUCUCUGGCAGGGAUGCCAAGUUCAUCACGGUUGCGGCCCUCAGCCGCAACACUUACACCCUGCCCGCCGCAAACAUCAUCGCUGCUGUGCUGAAGGAGCUCCCAAGUUUGAUUAAGAUCGAUUUCAGCGACAUCAUCGACGCUGCGCAGAACAACACGGGAACCGGGGUCUUCAAGGCGUUCUGCGAAGGCGUCUAUGACAAGAAAAUUUCGCUAUUCGACAUGGGCGAAAACACCCUCACCCCGGAAAGCGUGGAGGACUGCCGCCCGAUAAUCGAAUCGGACCACAUGCGCGAUCUCCUGCUGGUCAACAGCAACCUCUCGGGACCUUCCAUGAUCCAACUCACCUGGUGA